Molecule: messenger RNA, 2257 nt
Organism: Nelumbo nucifera (sacred lotus)
Lineage: Eukaryota; Viridiplantae; Streptophyta; Magnoliopsida; Proteales; Nelumbonaceae
Product: pyruvate decarboxylase 1-like
Cellular component (GO): cytosol
Molecular function (GO): thiamine pyrophosphate binding; pyruvate decarboxylase activity; magnesium ion binding
Source: RefSeq, a predicted model, not a curated record
GUCGGACCUGUCCUCUUGCAUGCACUGUUCAAUCUUCCUACAUGCCAAAUGUUAAAAAAGGAAGAAAACUUUUAAUACACUGAAACACAUCCCACCACCACCACUCUAUUCAAGACCACGUUACAGAACUCGGCCAAAAUCUAAACACUACUCUCCGGCAGAGCUCCAUGAUCGCGUCUUCUCCAUCCUAAUUAAGCUUAUCUUAUCUUUGUUUCAAGCUUCAACAGAAAACCCGGAAGCGAAAAUGGAAGCCCAGAAUCAUAUCGGCGUUAAGGGGCAUCCCACCACCACCCAACCGGCUGUUCGGGCUAGCUCCUCCAGUGGAACCCUUGGCCGCCACCUAGCUCGUCGGCUUGUCCAAAUCGGCAUCCGUGACGUGUUCUCUGUGCCGGGUGACUUCAACCUUACGCUGCUCGACCACCUCGUUGCUGAACCGGAGCUCAACCUCAUCGGCUGCUGCAACGAGCUCAAUGCUGGAUACGCUGCAGAUGGGUACGUCCGUGCCAAGGGGGUUGGUGCUUGCGUCGUCACCUUCACUGUUGGUGGGCUCAGCGUCCUCAACGCCAUCGCCGGUGCUUACAGUGAGGACCUCCCUGUUAUUUGCAUCGUUGGUGGGCCCAAUUCCAAUGAUUUUGGUACAAACCGCAUUCUACACCAUACGAUCGGAUUGCCGGACUUCAGCCAGGAAUUUCGGUGCUUUCAGACGGUUACAUGUCAUCAGGCGGUGGUGAAUAACUUGGAGAAUGCACACGAGCAGAUAGACACUGCAAUUUCGACUGCUUUGAAGGAAAGUAAGCCAGUUUAUAUUAGCAUUAGCUGCAAUUUGCCAGCAAUUCCUCAUCCGACGUUCGCUAGGGAGCCUGUUCCUUUCUUCCUCGCACCAUGGAUGAGCAAUCAAAUGGCGUUGGAAGCAGCAGUGGAGGCAACGGCUGAUUUACUGAAUAAAGCUGUGAAACCUAUCAUUGUGGGUGGGCCCAAGCUAAGGGUGGCCAAGGCACAAAAGGCCUUUGUGGAGCUGGUAGAUGCAUGUGGAUAUCCUUUUGCAGCUAUGCCAUCCGGCAAGGGACUGGUACCAGAGCACCACCCACACUUCAUUGGGACAUACCGAGGUGUUGUCAGCACCAGCUUCUGCAGUGAGAUGGUGGAGUCUGCUGAUGCCUAUGUUUUUAUUGGCCCCACCUUCGAUGACUCCAGCUCUGUGGGGUACUCAUUGCUGAUCAAGAAGGAGAAAGCAAUAAUAAUUCAGCCCAAGCGUGUGACUAUUGGUAAUGGACCUUCCUUUGGUUGGGUUUUCAUGGCUGAAUUCUUGACUGCAUUGGCCAAGAAGCUGAAGAAGAACAGCGCAGCAGUGGAGAAUCACCGCCAGAUCUUUGUUCCUCCCACCAUCCCUCUCAAGCACAAUCAAGAUGAACCUUUGGGAGUUAACAUCAUCUUCAAACACAUUCAGGAAAUGUUGGGUGGAGACACUGCAGUUAUUUCUGAGAUUGGAGACUCAUGGUUCAACUUUCAGAAGCUCCACCUUCCAGAAAAUUGCAAAUAUGAAUUCCAGAUGCUGUAUGCAUCCAUUGGUUGGUCGGUAGGUGCAACACUUGGGUAUGCCCAGGCAGCUGAAGACAAGCGUGUGAUUGCCUGCAUUGGUGAUGGAAGUUUCCAGGUAACAGCUCAGGAUAUUUCAACAAUGAUCCGUUGUGGUCAAAGGAACAUUAUAUUCCUCAUCAACAAUGGAGGAUAUACAAUAGAAGUAGAGAUUCAUGACGGCCCCUACAAUAUCAUCAAGAAUUGGGACUACACCAGGUUUGUGGAUGCAAUCCAUAAUGGCGAAGGAAAAUGUUGGACUGCCAAGGUAAAGACAGAGGAUGAACUGACAGCGGCAAUUGCAACAGCUACAAGAGACAAACAAGAUUCCCUGUGUUUCAUUGAAAUUUUUGUGCACAGGGACGAUACUAGCAAGGAGCUUUUGGAGUGGGGAUCCCGAGUUGGUUCUGCAAACAGCCGACCUCCCAAUCCCCAGUGAGUACUGAAUGCUGGUUGCCUUUUUUCCCCUUGGGGGUGGGUUGAGGAGGUAGAGAUGACAGUUUGAUAAUGCUGAGCUUGUGAAUAUAAUUGUAAAUCACAUUUCAUGUGUUGGAAUGAGAUCAGUGUUUUAAUUGUCAUGCCUCUUAUUUGUUGUAACCAGAGUAGUUUUGGUUUUGUUAUCAAAAUAACAGCUGUUGUUGUUCUUUAUAUAAUCCAUGGGCAACUCUACCAUGUUUAUUUA